GUGGUAAAACUGCCGCAGAUCAGAAGGGCCUCUGCGAGGUCCCGCCUCCUGUCCCCUCACGGACCAAUCACAUCACAGAGACGCUGCUGAGAGACAGUCAGGCUUCUGCUAAAGGUCUGUCCAAGAUGGCGCCGCCCCCUCCGGUUCCCAGUAAGCCCAAACCGCUCUCCUCGUCCGGCCCGCCGACCUUCUCCAAGCCCCCCUACAGCACGGGGACCUUCCCCGGGAAGGUGCGGCCGGUCGGGGGCCACCUCAGGGCCCCGGGAGUCCUCUCCAGCCACAGCCACACCCUCCCUCUGCCCAACAAGCAGGAGAGCCCGCCGGCCGCCGCCGUGCGGCCGUACACGCCCGACCCCUCCGAGGCCCCGCCCCCCGUGCUGCAGAAGCCGCAGACGCUGGCGGCUUCGUCCAUCUACUCCAUGUACACCCGGCAGGGGAAGGGCUACCAGCCGGGAGGCCAGGGCACGCUGCCCCGCAGCCAGCCCCGAGGUGACGCACCACACACCCACACCGCCACCGUGACA
This is a messenger RNA of Plectropomus leopardus (leopard coralgrouper), 524 nucleotides long. The record is from RefSeq and is a predicted model, not a curated record. NCBI's taxonomy places the organism in Eukaryota, Metazoa, Chordata, Actinopteri, Perciformes, Serranidae.